This is a messenger RNA of Taeniopygia guttata (zebra finch), 6900 nucleotides long. The record is from RefSeq and is a predicted model, not a curated record. NCBI's taxonomy places the organism in Eukaryota, Metazoa, Chordata, Aves, Passeriformes, Estrildidae.
CCUCUCCUGCUGUCCCAGCGCAAAGCCAGGGCAGGCACUCACCCACCCGCCGGCUCACCCCUAUGAAGCUAAGGGGAAAAUUGUUUCUGAGGGCGUAUCAUUCAUGACACCCUGCCAGGGCUAUUCGCGUGCGGACAUCAAACCACUCGGGACAAAGCAAGCAGGAGUUCGGGACUGAGUAAGAGGAGCAGAAAUUUGCCCAGCAGAAGUUGCUCUGAAUCAGCAAUCUUGUAUAGGGAUGGCAGAGUUCCUGAUACUCUCUGCUUCUGACUCUUUAGGAUCAAGCACUGUUGAUUGAGCCAUCCAUCUUCACACGAAGUCAUCGCUGUUAGUGAAUUGAACUACUAGUCUGCGCUACCUUUUGCAUACUGGAAUUUCCUUUAUUUCAGAGCUCUACAUCCACCAUGUUGCCGUGUGGAACAGCUCUGUCCUUUAUUCAGUGUCUGGUGCGGAAGAAAAACAUUGGCGGUGAAAGUCUUGAGGACACGAAGUUGUGCCGAUGCUUAUCAACACUGGACCUUAUAGCCCUGGGAGUAGGAAGUACCCUGGGUGCUGGUGUUUAUGUCCUUGCUGGAGAAGUGGCCAAAUCCGAUUCUGGACCUAGCAUCAUUGUUUCUUUCCUAAUUGCUGCCAUUGCAUCUGUGAUGGCAGGUCUCUGCUACGCCGAGUUUGGCGCUCGUGUUCCCAAGACUGGUUCUGCAUAUUUGUACACUUACGUUACAGUAGGUGAACUGUGGGCUUUUAUCACUGGCUGGAAUCUCGUUUUAUCCUAUAUUAUAGGUACAUCAAGUGUAGCAAGAGCCUGGAGUGGCACCUUUGAUGAACUUCUUGGAAAACAGAUUGGUCAUUUCUUCAGUGCCUACUUCAAAAUGAAUUACUCCGGGCUAGCAGAGUAUCCUGACUUCUUUGCAGUACUCCUUAUAUUACUUUUAUCAGGUCUUUUAUCUUUUGGAGUGAAGGAGUCUGCAUGGGUGAAUAGGAUUUUCACUGCUAUUAACAUCUUGGUCCUGGUCUUCGUUAUUAUUUCUGGUUUUGUGAAAGGUGAACCUGACAACUGGAAUAUAAGUGAAGAAUAUCUCAGAAACUUUACUGCAGUAACAGAGAACCGCUCAUCCUACGAAAAUGUGACAAGUAUGUAUGGGAGUGGUGGCUUUAUUCCAUAUGGUUUCACAGGAACAUUGGCUGGUGCUGCAACCUGUUUUUAUGCUUUUGUUGGAUUUGACUGCAUUGCAACAACUGGAGAAGAGGUCAAGAAUCCUCAGAAAGCCAUACCCAUAGGAAUUGUGGUGUCCCUACUUGUCUGCUUCAUGGCCUAUUGCUUGGUUUCAGCUGCACUGACACUUAUGAUGCCAUACUAUCUGCUAGAUGAGAAAAGUCCUCUGCCAGUAGCAUUUGAAUAUGUUGGAUGGGGUCCUGCUAAAUAUGUUGUAGCAGUGGGAUCCCUCUGUGCUUUGUCUACAAGUCUUCUCGGCUCUAUGUUCCCUUUGCCCCGAAUUCUGUUUGCCAUGGCACGUGAUGGUUUACUCUUUAGUUUUCUUGCCAAAGUGAAUAAGAGGCAGGCACCAGUUUCUGCCACCUUGACAGCAGGGGUCAUCUCUGCUGUAAUGGCAUUUCUGUUUGACCUAAAGGCUUUAGUGGACAUGAUGUCUAUUGGCACACUUCUUGCUUAUUCACUUGUGGCAAUCUGUGUCCUCAUUCUUAGAUACCAACCCACCUAUGAGGAACCAAAAUACUCUCCAGAAAAAGCAGCUUUGGCUGCAGCUGAAAGGGAAUCUGCAGUAAGUGAGUCACAGAUAAGCAUGAUAGAAGAGAAUCACUUCCGUCUUCAGGCCUUGAUUAAUCCAUCCAGUUUACCAACUGGGCAGACUGCAGCUAUAGUUAACUUCUUAGUGAGCCUCUUAGCUUGCUUGAUUUGUGGCUUGAGUGUCCUCAUUACAUAUGGGAUUCAUUUCAUUGCUAACUUGGAGCCCUGGAGUAUUGGCCUUCUUGCUUUAUUGGUGAUCUCCUUGGUAGUUACCAUUCUCCUCAUCCAAAGGCAGCCUCAGAACCAGCAGAAAGUAGCCUUUAUGGUUCCACUAUUACCAUUUUUGCCAUCAUUGAGUAUACUGGUAAAUAUUUACUUGAUGGUACAAUUAAGUGGAGAGACUUGGAUGAGAUUUAGCUUCUGGAUGUUACUUGGCUUCCUCAUUUACUUUGCUUAUGGCAUCAGACACAGUGUUGAAGGUCAUCAUGGUGAUGGAGAUGAUGAUUCUUGUUCAGAAAAUAGUGGGAUGCAAGAAAAGAACCCAGUGGAUGACCCUGAAAAUACAAAUGAAAGGGAUCAAUUUCUUCCACAUGAAAGGACAAGUGAAUGUUAAACUCUGCAAUCUUUUAAACCUUCAAUUGGCAUUUUACUUGCAGACUGAAAUUUCAGAAGCUUUCUGCCAACAUGUGCCUCUUGAAAUUGUUUACUACAAGGCCUAACUGAUAUUUUGGACAAGCUGCUAAUCCAUCUUCAUGAUUUCUGAACUGACAGCAUGGAGAUUAAUACUUAAUUUUUUUUUUUAAGUACCCUUUGGCAAGCAAAAAUUUGGAGACAUUGUUUGAAGCGUCAUCCAAAAUCACUGGCAAUCAUCAGAUAUGAAGAAUUUUGGAACUGUCUGCAAGAAGUUCUGAGUAUUAGACAAUCCAUUGUGAACAUAAGUGCCUUUCAUACCUUCUCCUUAUCUUUGUUAUAUGUUUUGGUAACAAUCGAAAUUCUCUCUGUUGAAGUAACUCAUGGGAGAUAAAUUUCAUUCAUAUAGGCCUGGAAAGGCAAAAUGAAUGGUAAUUGUAUGGAUUAGAUACUUUGUAAAAAUUAGAGAAGCAUUUGUUUAUGUUAAAAAAAAGGUAAUUGCCUAUCUUUACUAAUCAUGACUAUUAAUCUGUAGUCAUGGAGAACUCAAGCAGUGAAGAUACUUAAAAGGUUUUUAGUGCCUCUAAAUAGCAUUCAAGAUUUCUACUUAAGUGCAUGCCUUUUCUUUGAAGGAUGCUUCUCACAAGAGAAGCUCUUUUGUUUUCUGCAAAAUCAUCUGGGAAAUAAUCUGUUGGUUACAGUACUGACAGUGGCAAUCAGAUGUGAUUUAGCAUAUUUUAUGCUUUUGACUUCAGAAGGGCCAGAAUUUCAUCUGACUAAUUAAUUUGGUACCUACCUCCAGCAGUCAUCCAGUUUUCCUCCUUACUACUAAUUUUUCUCCAUAUUGGGGAAAAUGUAUAAUCUCCUUUAUACAUGUUCCAGAAUUGCUAUUGCUGAGAUUAGCCUUACACAUUGCUUUUCCUAAGAAAAAUUAAUACAGAAAAUCCCAGCUUUUUUUUUCAGAUGGUAGGGGAGGCUUAAAAAACAAAGGUCUGGGUUUUGGAAAAAAAACUGUAUCAAAACAGUAUUUCAUUGCUUCAUUAAGUCUUAAAAUAUGUGUUAGCAUAGCACUUUUUUGUGAGCCAAGCCUACAUCCACAAAUCCAUUAAUGUGGGUAUGAUGUCUAAGUGCUAAUUUAUGUAAAGAACUAAACUGGUAUGGCAAUGCUGGCUAAACAAUUAUUUUAAUGCUGGUAAAACCAAAGAAUGCUCUUCUUUCAACACAAGUCAUGUGAAAGGCACCCAGGUAUUUUAACACUUUUUCUAAGCAAGGAGGAGGUUCAAGUCCUAUGAAGGAUUCCACAAUAUGAAGUCAUUUGCCUAGAAUGUAUUUAUAAAAUAUCCUUCCCUAGAGUAAGAACUAUCUUAGACUUUGUCAUGGAGAGUUGCAAUCUGUUGCUGGUACUAAGCAUUUGUAUUAAUCUCCAUUGUUAGGUAUAAGAACUUUUGAUGCCAUGAGAGCUAUGUUGGUUGACAGUGAAGAGCACCUUACUUUUUAUAAUAGCUAGAAUUUUAUGAAAAAAAAAAAAAGAAAAAAAAAACUAGUUAGGCUGCUUCUGUCUCUCUCCUUUUUCAGAGCAAUAAGUUGUUUUUUUUUUAAUUUUAAAAUUACUUCUUUCCCAGUAUUCUUAAACCCUCAGCUUCAAAAAAGCCAUUGCUGUGGGAGCAAGUCAGCUGCACCCAUGUGAAGAUUUUGCGUGAUGUCUUUACAAGCCUACAGUGAAACACAGUUCUUAAAAUUCCUUCCAUAUCUCAGCAUGUGGGAAGCACAGACUUUCUGCUAUGGUUGUUGAUGCCACAGAGCAGGCCAGCCAGGCUCUCAAGGCACAAACGCCUGCUGUUCUGUGCUGUGCAAGGAAGACUCCAUCCCUGCCUGAGGCCAUCCCAGAGAACAUAUGUGUGCACACCUGUCCAUGCAUUUGAAUCUGUCUGAAAUCAGCCCAUAGCGAAUUUGAUGUACUGGUUAAAAUAAUUACUGUAUUGCACUGGACUUUUCGUUUCAAGGGAUACUGCCAGCACAAUUAGCUGCUGACUAAAGUGGGUGCUAGCUACGGCCUCUGGAGAGAACUAAAGGAAGUAAAUUUUCUAGCUUAUUUUCCUGAUGGAUAUGUCAGCACUUUAUAUAUUGACAAAUUCCCCUUUCACUUGUAUGAAUAUCUCUCCCCACUUGUUAUCAAAAUUAAUUAUUUUAAAAUAAUAGGAUGCGCCUGUACAAGUGUUGCAAAGACAGAUUGGAGGAGCUGCAGCACCAGAACUAUCCAAAUAACUAAUGAGAUAUAAAAUGAAAUUAAAGGAAAGGCAUUGGGUACUUUUAGUUGCUUCAACUGCAGGAAGCUUAUUUAUAUGUGUGUAUAGUCAUUAUGAGUCAGUGGCUGAGUGAAAACAGUCAAGCCAGAAGUAAGAUAUUUAUGGUGAAUUUGAUGUGCAUUUGUAUAUGUAGUCUGAAAAUUCCAGAUGCUUUAGCAGGACUCAGCAGAAGCAAAGGACAUGCCAUGCUAGUCCUUACACAGAAGUGAUGGAUGCAAGAAAUCCUGAUCCUUUUCUUACAUUUGCUGUAUUUCUGCAGUUGCUGAAAGAUCAGCUGAAAGCACAAGUCCAUUGGAAUUAAAUAAUUAUUUUCUAACAGACCUGUUGGUAUUGUAAAAUAUUCUGUGCAAAUAAUAACUGUACAUAUUAAUACAAAAUGUCUACUUUUGAAGGUAGCUUAUUGGAUUUUUAUUUUCUUUGAAGAAAAAAGUUCUCAUAACCUUUUUUUUUUUUUUUUUUUUUUUUUUUUGGUACAUUCAGGAUAUGCCAUUCCCUAGUUGGCUUCUUUCCCUAGUUCCCUAGUUGGCUUUAAGAAAGUAAGCCAAAGCAUAUUUAACAGAGCACAAAUAAAUAUUUUUGUUCUGAUGUAUAGGAGUUAUAAAACAUUUCUGAAUAAUUCAUGUUAACUGAAGUGGUCUUCCUGUGGUAUUCCAGUUCUCAUUCUGCAAUGGGAUUUUUAUGAGGUAACUUAGAUUUCAGUGUCUGUUAUAAUGGAUAAAACUAUUCUGUUAAUAAUAGUAUGCUUUUCCCUGCACAACAAAUGCUGUUCAGAUUCCUGAAAUCUCUCAUAUAGUGCUUACGUUGCCAAGUGUGAAAGCCAUUUUUAUUACCUGCUGUUGGAGGACUAGCAGCAAUAAAUGGCAAUCGUAGUGAUGCAGAGUUACUUAUGUACUUAAGCAGGAAUUGACUUGUGUAAUCCAGAAACUUUAAAUGAUACAAUGAAUUUAGAGGCAAAACUUGGUAAAGCUUAAACAUAUAUUCUGGAUAUUAUUACACAAUAAAUUUACAAGUCUAGUCAGUUUUCCCCUAAAAUUUAUGAAAAAAAUAUAUAUUUAAGAAAUAUAAGAUACAGUGUUUUCAUAGAAUUUUUAAUAAGUGCCAAUAUCAAUGUGCCAUAAGCAUCCUGAGGGGGUGACAGUGCAGGAAACCUGUGUGGGACUGUGCAAUUGGGUAUGAGGCCUUUGACACUGGGACACAUUUUUUACAGUAGGAAUUUAAUUCACAAGAAAAUGAAAGCACCUUUUUAAUGCUCUUAGGCCCUAAUUCCUCCUAAACAUGCUGGGAAGUCUGUAUGAAUAGCAGUAUGUUCACUGAAGGCACUGAGGUUACUCGGUGUUAAGCAAAUAUAAAUUUUACAAAGAGAGCGGGUGAUAUUUCAUAUAGCAUAGGAUCUUUGUGUUUAUUUUUAAUUUCCUGUACCUUUAGUAUUUCUUUCUGGUAUGUUUUGAGGACCUCUGCAUUAUUAAUAGUUGGACCUUUUCAAAGCUAAAUAUGAUACCUUUACCCGGUCCUGAUCUAUUUUCCAUUUGAUCUUAGAAAUCAAAUUCCUUACAUGAGCUGAAUUGAAGGAUUUCUGUGCAUAAACAUGCAGACAUGCAUUACAAAAAACUGUAUGUGUAUAUAUAUAUUUUUUUUGUCAGUUGGACAAAUUGUGUUGUUUUUCUGUGUUUUCAUGAGCCUUGUACGAGGUCAACUCCAGUUUCACCAAAUUUAGUUGGAGUCAGAGUAUGAGGAUUUGAAUAUUUAGGAUAGCUUUUUUCUUUUGUGGUACCAGAAAGUAAAGCAUGAAAUAUGUGUUACGUAUCUUUAGAAACAAUUAUGUGUGAAUAAUUUUUAAAAAACAUUAGCAUUCAUAUCCAUCCUUUCUUUUUGUUUGUAUGUACAUUUUAGUCAUUAUUUCUGUAUUGUAUGCUGCUGAGCAUUCAAAGUGUAGAUAGUAUGAUUAUGAUGCAAUUUAAACUGCAAAUUUGUAUUUCUUUGAAGUGCUCUACCAGAAUGAAAAGUCUUGAAUUUUUAUGAAUGUAAAAUUGCUUGUAUUUAAGAAUAUGGUGCUUUUUUCCCCAAUUUACAACAGAAUUGUUACCAGUGACAUUUUUAGUUACCUUAGUUUCAAAUUUUAAUGCAAAUUACAUUGUUCUUCAUUUACUGUAAAACAUGCUUUGUGGGAUAACAAUAGUGCAUUUGUUCCAUAUUUUUAAAUAAAGUUGAAUAUCACUUGUA